Molecule: messenger RNA, 1882 nt
Organism: Rhodofomes roseus
Lineage: Eukaryota; Fungi; Basidiomycota; Agaricomycetes; Polyporales; Fomitopsidaceae
Exons: 10
Coding region: 172-1719 (515 amino acids)
Source: RefSeq, a predicted model, not a curated record
GCCACUGCUACUGGUAGACUCAGGCUGCCCUGUUAGCGACUCGCUCGACGAAGCAGGUGAACGCGACUCGAAUUCAUAAGCGGCCAGUCGGCGUUGCCAACUUACCUACUAACUUAGUCGGAUUGUGACAAGUCCUGGGCCUGAGUCCGAGUCGUGUGGUUAUUCCUGAGUAUGUCACCCUCUACUUCCCAUCCAAGUUUGCAGUCCGAGUCCGUGGAAUCCCUUAAGCAGAGACUGGCGAUUGUGGAGCGAGAGACAGCUGAGGAUGUCAAGGCAAAUCCGCCUUAUUUUUUCACGUCGCAACAGCUGGAGUUGGGCGUUGAGAGGGACCAGCUGCGAUCUGCAUUGGCGCAGGCACAGAAGGCCCAGAAGGCAUCGAAGUCCGCAACGCAGGAACCAGUACAGAGCAACGUAGAUGAUAGGUCGAAGUCAAGGAAAGCCAACUCGUCAAAGCGUGAACUCACGAAGAAGUCGGACGUGCUAUCCGCCAAGGAGGACCGUCGCAAGGUGGAAAAGCUGGCAAAAGUGGAGACUGAGUUGCAACGAAGAAAUGAAGAAAUUCGACAAUUGGAUCGGUCGAGCAAGACCGAACGCGAAGCACUGCACCAGAAAAUCUCAGACAUAACAGAAGCUGCUAGAUUGGAAGCGGAGGAUAACGAAGAACGAUUGAACGGUCUGCGGAAGGAACUCCAGGCCGCUCAAGAAGCCAGUGCGAAAGCGAUCGCAGAGCGAGACGCCGCCAUUGCGGCUCAGUUGGCGACAUUUCAGCAGGCCAACGACGUCUUGUUGAAGCUCACGUCCGUGCAAGAGGAAGUGCUCACGUUGUCCAGAGCCCGUAAUCAUGUCGAUAGCAGCUUCGACAGACCGGCAGACAAGGGCAGAUAUGGCGAGGAAUUACAGCUCAGGUCAUUCAUGAACAAGCUCCUUAGCUUGCCGAGUCCUGGGGAAAUGAUCCAUCCUUGUCGUGUCCCCAAUGAUGCGUCGUCGUACCCGGCGUUCGCGCGAGUGUACGACGUGUACAAGGCACAGUCCUUUGGCGUUAUGCCGUCGUUCGAAGGCUGGCUGAAAGUCAGCGGCAACGGCCUGAUACGUCUCAAGUAUUCCCACCGUAUUCUCCUCAUUCAACCGGCGUAUACAUACGAUUCUCGCGGUCAAGAGAAAUUUACGGCCUGCCCAUUCCUGUCCGUCAACGAUCAAGCCAAGGAGGUACUUUUCCAGGACGGCGACCACCUCUACUACAUUGGCACGUACAAGCCGUUGAUGCCUUGCGAGAACGUCCAACUAGGCCACCUGCAGUCCGGCUCUUACAUUGUACGUGUUCCACUCCGAAUCAUCCGUAUGACGAUGAAUCACCUUGACAUGUGCUUCUUUGGUCGCGAGCAUGGCAGAGAGUCAUGGCUUGAAACCGGCACAGUCACCUAUGCGGCUGCGCGGAACGCAGUCGCGAUAAUCCUCCCCGAAUUGUACCGGAAGGGAUUCCUAAGGUUGAACGUCAUCGGCUUGCAAUGCGUGGGCUUCAACCGUCAUCUCUACGAAGCUAUUCAUCAGAAUGGUUCCGUCUCCGACGAACCGCUGCCUGGAGAUGUUCCGGAUCCUAGCAUCCGAGACAGCUCGCAGAAGCGCAGAAGCGACUGCACGACGAUGGUGCCGAUGAGUGGGAAGUGGAGGAGUCAGAACAACCAGUCCGCAAACAGACGAGAGUUUCUGAGUAGGUGCUGAGCGCUGAGCGGUGAUGACAUGGACCUUGCUACUGCGUACCUCGGAUGUACUAGUGACUGGGAUAGUACUACUAGUACCUUGUCAGCUGCAUUUAGUGUAUUCAAAUCGUACCAGCCUGGCUUUCUGUGAAAAACGAGAAAGAAGAACGAAGAACGAAUGAAAG